Molecule: messenger RNA, 5107 nt
Organism: Anoplopoma fimbria (sablefish)
Lineage: Eukaryota; Metazoa; Chordata; Actinopteri; Perciformes; Anoplopomatidae
Gene: ube2q1
Product: ubiquitin-conjugating enzyme E2Q family member 1
Exons: 13
Coding region: 557-1678 (373 amino acids)
Source: RefSeq, a predicted model, not a curated record
UAUGCUGGGAUUCUGCGGGAACGGGGAGGUUGCACAACGCCAUCUUUAAACCCCACAAGAGGCCAGCUACACACCGGGAUGAAAAACACCGUCCGCCCGGCAGCACAGCCCCUCACCCCGUGGAGAUAGUGUGAUCGCACCCCGGUUGAAUCAGUAACAAGUUACCACCCGGGGGUACUGUAAGGAGACGGUGACGGGACGCCGCGGAAACCUUGAGCUGUGUGUUCCCACCUACAGACAACAACAAUAGACGGGACGACAACAACAACGGACUAGCCCCGCUAGCUCGCAUGCUAACUGAAGGCUAGCUAGCGUUAGCAACUUCACCCAGCAACUCGCUGAAAUCCGCCCGGACGUUUGUUCAUAUCUGGUACUGAGUGUCCAUCUGCAUCUAUCUGGCCGGUGUGCCAUUAAUUCACCACAUUUUAACCAAUUCUCUCCACACGUUUUUGUUGUUUUGUUUUUUUGCCUGGCUGCUUUUAAGCUAACGUUAGCUACAAAAGCUAAGUCCCGACUUCUCCCCCUCCCCAGCGGCCCGGCCGGAGAUGCGUGGAAGAUGUCGGUGUCGGGGCUGAAGGCCGAGCUGAAGUUUUUGGAGUCCAUUUUUGAUCCCAACCACGAACGCUUCAGGAUCAUCGACUGGAAGCCCGACGAGCUGAGCUGCCAGUUCAACGUAACUGGGGAGAAGCUGUUGAUUAUCCACUGUAACAUCACGGAGUCUUAUCCAUCUACGCCGCCAAUAUGGUUUGUGGACUCUGAUGACCCGAGCUUGACGCAAGUUUUGGAGAGAUUGGAAGAUGUGAGGAAAGGCAGCACUCUGCUUUUGCAGCAGUUGAAGAAACUCAUUUGUGAUCUUUGUCGGCUGUACAACCUUCCCCAACAUCCAGAUGUGGAGAUGCUGGACCAGCCCCUGCCAGCAGGUCCUGUGGGACAAGACCGAAAGCAUGGAACGGAGGAGGUCACAUCUGAAGAAGAAGAGGAAGAGGAGAUGGGAGAGGACAUAGAGGAUCUGGACCACUAUGAAAUGAAAGAGGAGGAGCCUGUGGAUGGGAAGAAAUCUGAGGAUGAUGGCAUCGAGAAGGAGAAUUUGGCCAUCCUGGAGAAAAUCCGAAAGAACCAGAGGCAGGACCACUUAAAUGGAGCUGUGUCUGGUUCAGUUCAAGCCUCUGACCGCCUGAUGAAGGAGCUAAGAGAGAUCUACAGGUCUCAGAGUUACAAGACAGGCAUCUAUUCAGUCGAGCUUGUUAACGACAGCCUGUAUGAAUGGCACGUCAAACUAAGGACGGUGGAUCCAGAUAGCCCCUUACACAGCGAUUUACAAGUCCUAAAGGAAAAGGAAGGGAUGGAUUACAUUUUGCUAGACUUCUCAUAUAAAGAUAAUUUCCCCUUUGAUCCACCUUUUGUCCGGGUGGUUUCGCCUGUGCUUUCUGGAGGUUAUGUUCUUGGAGGAGGUGCCCUGUGCAUGGAACUUCUCACCAAACAGGGUUGGAGCAGUGCCUAUUCCAUUGAAUCUGUCAUCAUGCAGAUCAAUGCCACUUUAGUCAAGGGAAAAGCCAGAGUGCAGUUUGGAGCCAAUAAAAACCAGUACAAUCUUGCCCGAGCACAGCAGUCCUACAAAUCCCUGGUUCAGAUCCACGAAAAGAACGGCUGGUACACACCCCCCAAGGAAGACGGCUAAAACAGACUCCUGCCUUUCCUGCACUGGAACCACAUGUCUUUGAUUUAUUUUUUUCUCCUUGCGACCAAUAAUUAUUAUUUUUUUACCCUGCGACCCAUUUGGCUCUCUACAUGAGAGUUUGAACUCUAAACCAAAUUUCCUCAUUCAGUGCCCACCCAUAAACUAGCACACAGACACACAGACACACAGACACACACACACCCCCACACACACACACACACACCCCCCACCAACCUGAAAUCUACAUCCAAGCUCAUCAGCUACUCGCAAUGGUGUCCUCUCCACAAUAUUUAUCUCUGUACAUCUGUUGUCUGAUACAAUCUAAUUUUUUUUCCAUUGCGACAUUCAUCCCAUACUCCAGGAAAACGAUGGACUAAAUGUCGCACACUCACCCUUUUUGUUUUUUGGCGUUAAGCAUGCCAAGGUUUUCUUGCUGGCUGUGAGUUGAAAGGUGCAGCAUGACUUUAUCCGGCAGCAGUGGCAGUCUGAUCCUCCAGUCGCCGGACACUGGCUCUCUGGCCGCAGACUGGAUCCCUCAUAUGAUGCACAGUGGUGGCUGGUGGUGGAAGAACCACUAACUUGUCUCUCCAUGGACGUCCUCUGUAAUAUUGUGCUCAUGUAUUAUCUUUGCAAUGCCAAGAUCCGUCAUCUGGAAUAACAUGCUUUCCGGGGCUAGCUUGCUUUCAAACCUCUUUUUCUUUUAAAGCUCGAAGCCCCGAGGUCGGGACAAAGAUAAAGAGACUUUUGCAGCCUAGGUGGGACAGCACAUAAUGAAGAACAGCAUCUUGCUGAGCUCCAAAGAUGGAGACCAGUGUUGUCAUCACAACCAGCAACUGGACAACUCCCCUGCAGGAGAGGUUUGGUGUGUUGGCAACCCAAGAAACAUGACCAGGCAAAGCUUGGGGGCGUGUUUGGUUUGGAUCACACUGUAAUGUAGUUGAUUUUAACUUCACGUGUAAACAUGUAAAUUUGUAUUUCUGCAAAAGGAUUUAAUUGUUUAUAAUGUAACUUUGUCUGGGUCUUUGGCUGGGCGAAGACUGUAUUACUAUAUACCCUUGACUAUUAACAGCAGGGGCACUGCAACUUCUCAAGACCCAUUUAGAAUAAGAAAAAGUUGCUUCAUGGAUACUCUUUGCAGAAGGAAACAAAAGUACACCGUGUUCUUAUGUAAGCUUAAUGACUACUGCGGUUUUUUUUUUGGUUUUUUUUGUUUCUUUUUUAAAAAAAUAUUGAUUUGUAAUCCUCAUGUUAUUGGAAACAUCGACAGUACCAUUCCCCCCCCCUUUUUUUGACAGCACCUCUUAACUACAACGGCUGUAACAAUAAUGGCAUAGACACAGCUGUUCCUGGCAUUCCAGAGGGUUUGGCUAUUCAUAUCUAAUCACUCAAACCGGAUGAACCUCAGUAAGGCUAUGCAGUGAAGAGACCGUUGUGGAGUUUUGUUGUACUGAGGAAAAUUAGUCUUAUCGGCGUAGUCACCUGCUUAGUUUUCUCGUAGCUGGUUCACAUCCUGAGCACUUUGCCAAUCCUGCAGUUGUAACAGUCUGGGGGAAAAAAAAAAAAAAAAAAAAAAGUGACCUUUUUACCUUCUGACUUUUCCUUGACCUCACGGCUGGUUUUAAAACGCAGCCCUGAGUUUUCAAAAUUCACAGCAAUAGUCUCGAAACCCAUAUACCUAACCGGCUUCACACCUGGGAAAGAUCGACUGGAGUCUGUUCAGUUCCCAGAAUAUUUGUGUGGGUUUGAUAAAUAUUUGUUCAGAUUUGCCACAGGAGGGACCCAGCUCUUCCCAUCACCAACCUCUCUGGUUACUAUUCAUAACCACUCUCAGUGCCGCUGUACCCCUCAGCGCGCUGGGUCCUUUGAUGUAAUGUGAAUAAUAUGCAGAAAACUGUGCGGAGCAUUCCAAUUAAUGCAGUUACACGUUUGUUGUGGGUGUUCUAUUGUGUGGUUACUUGCAUUGUUUUAAGUAUAUUGUCCUGAAAAACCAGCAUAGAAAGCUUAGUUAUGCUAAUUCAUACAUUCAUUCCUUUUUUUUUUUUUUUUUUUUUUUUAAGUUGAUUUAGAAAUUUCCUCAGUGAUACUGACCUCAGUCACAACAACCAAUAUUUUCCAAACCGGUACAGAUGGGUAUAAAUCAUACAGCCUGCUCAUAUUCAGCACACGUCUGACGUUUGUUUAGACUCGCAGGAUGUCCAUAACAAGUGUCACCUUCCUUUUUAGUCUUUCACCACAAGCAAAAACCCCCAACAUGACUACAAAUCAUUGGCAUGGUUGUUAGCUGUUGUGAUGCCAUCGGUAAUGUACUGAUCACUUCAUUCUGGUCACUUUGUCGAGCCCCACCCCUGCAUUCUCUGGAGAAGUAAACUCAGGAAUACAUACCGCACACUCGACUUUGCUAAGGAUUGCUUCGGAAUAUCGUCAUGAAGUGCAAGAUUGAAUGUGUCAAACCUUUUUUGGGGGGCCAUUUAAAAAAACAAAACGGAAAAAAACCCGACAUACCAAAAGGCAUCGCAGUAUGUUUUGCUGUCGAAUUCUGAAUACCUUUUUGAGGGUUUAAAACAAUAUUAAACAAGUUCUUUGGAAUCAGAUGUGGAGCAGGGUGUUUGCGCCCGCCCUCGGAUUAAUCUGCACUUGAGCGGUUCAGAACACAUCUACCCUGUCUCUUUGAUAUUGCUGUAUUCUGCAUGUCAAUAUAUCAAUGGGUGUUCUUCACCGAGCUACUGAAGACAAAGCGUGGUCGGGUAGGGUGAUUUAAAAAAAAAAAAAAAAAAAGACUAGAUGUAUCGGUUGUUCAUUAAUUGUUUACUUGUGGUUCCCUACAUCAGUGCACAGGGUGGGUUCUCCCUGUGUGCCGCUUAUUUAACCAGGUCAGAUACUAGGAGAGAAGCAUGGACUUAACACGACAUCCUACCUGCUCGGAUUACCUUUAAAGAUGCGAAGGAUUCCCAACAAAAGUAGCAGUUUCCGAUUUGUGUGCCAUCAGAACAAUAGUCAACCCACAUCUUUAACCUGACCCUUUGGACUAGUGGUGUACUCAAGACUUUUCCUCAACACCAACUAACAAAAACCUUCUCCGCUUUGGCGAGCGACAUAUUGGUCUGAGGUCUGAAUUGGCCUGAUCCUGGGUUCUUUACCUUGCUUCAUUAACUGCAGUGGCGGGGUUAUAAAGUUAUGCACUGUUAGCAUGCUUUGGUUUGGUUUCAUUUUUUCCAUUGCAAGGGUGAUUUUGACCAUGUAAAGUAAUUUGUAAACUUGCAUCAAGUUUAUAAAUAAAGAAUUUUAUGAAAUAUCACUUUAUUCUGUUCUAAUGAGGUGUGUAAAAAAACAAAAAAAAAAACUAUUUGUUUCCUGGAAGAGUAAUCCAUCCAAAACCUCCAUGCCAUUGAAUGAAAAUGUAUCACCAACAAAUAACAAUUAAACGUAUUG